Molecule: messenger RNA, 409 nt
Organism: Racocetra fulgida
Lineage: Eukaryota; Fungi; Glomeromycota; Glomeromycetes; Diversisporales; Gigasporaceae
Source: the annotation of a GenBank genome assembly
AUGUUAUCAACCACUAUAACAGCAUACAAUGUAAAAUUAGAAAAAAUAAUAAAACGUAGCGAACGCGUAGAAAAUAAUAUUCUAGGACUUGAUAAGAGACAACAAAGAUCACAAUCGUUGGCUGCUUCUGUUGCAGCACCUGUUUCUACUCCUGUUUCUGCUCCAGUUUCUGCUGCUACUCCUGUUUCACAAGCAUCGAUUAACUCCGUCGCUCCAGCAAUUACUCAGACUUCUGCCAGUUCAACUCCCGUUGCAAGUUCUACACCAGUUGCUACUCCAACUGCUAAUAGACCAAUACCUCCAAACGCGCAGCCUUUGCCAUCUUCAACAGCUAUAAACAAUGUAGCAGCUCCACAAACGAAUGUAAAUAUUCCGACAACGCUUCCCGCUUUUCCUAAUUCCGGAAAUC